Messenger RNA from Xyrichtys novacula (pearly razorfish), 6361 nucleotides. The record is from the annotation of a GenBank genome assembly. NCBI's taxonomy places the organism in Eukaryota, Metazoa, Chordata, Actinopteri, Labriformes, Labridae.
GGACGUUAACCGACCUUACGUCACGAGCGUGCGUUCACUUAUUAAUAAUUUAAAUUUCAGUUGACCGUUUGUCUCCUGGUUGCCGGGGGAGACGGCGCGAGUCGCUGUUGCUAUGGCAGAACUUGCUGAGGAGAAGCUGCACGCGCCGCCGAACCGACCGUUCUAGAACUCGGUGAGUAAUUAUGACACAUAAAGAAACUUUAGAACGAGACGAAAACUCGACGUCAUUUUUAAAGAUGUGACUCCGUGACGAGAAGCUUCGUGUUUUUUUUUAAUAACUGCCGCUCUUUAUAUUCACCCUGUCACCCCGGGUUGUUCAGCCUGUUUUACGAGGGUUUCAACUUUAAAGAGGAGAGGUCUGUUUUCUGUGCGUUUACUUCAAAGGACCCCUCGUAUGUCGGUGAAGUGGGUAUUUUCGAGUGAUUUUUAAAAGUUGAACCCACUAAAGCCUGAGUUUUAGUUCUAAAUUUAGUCCAUAAUUAAUGUGAUAAAAGCUGUCACUACUCAAACUAACUUCUGUCAGACCUUUAAAAAUGUUGGCGAUAAGGUGCUGGAGACCAGUUCAUGAGUAAUUCUUUGUAGGGAAGACUGGGGUAAGUUGAUCCACCCCCUGUUGGUUGGAAAUGGUAAAAGAAAAUUAGUUUUAUACAUCAGUUGUGGUAUCUAUGAGCUCCAACAUGAGGUCAAAAACCUAACAGUCCACCAUUUUAUCCUGGAGGACUAACAAAGUCAUCGUAGUAGUUCAGGGGGAACAGAGAAAGUAAAGGAGUCUGAGGAGAGGAUCAGGGUUUACCUUCAGACUGUUGAAAUGUUUGACUUUUUCUUUUCUAAAAUACAGAUCAGUGAAUGUUCUCAAUCACUUAAAGACAUUCUCAUUUUAAAAUGACUUUUUACAAAACAGCUUUUUAACAGUUAUAUGUAAUAAUAAUAAUAAUAAUAAAUGUACCCAUUAAAUAGUGUAUAAUAGAUAAAAAUACACAUGAAUGUGAAAACUAUGAUUGCUUUGAUGUAGUGAUCUGAAAUAUGAAAAAAUGGCUCAUCUUACCCCACUCUCCCCUACGCUGUAGCAUUUUCCAUAAACUUCACUAAUUUAAACUUAACUAUGAAGAGCUAGUUUAAUAUGUGGUUAUUUUAAAUGAUUUUGAAUUAUUUUUAGCUCUAAGUCGCAGUUACAAUUUAAAAAAAAGGUCAACUAAUAAAGAGUUCUUCAGUGGCUGAUUAUGACAGAGGUCAGCCUAUGGCCGAUAUAUAAUGCCGAUAUCACAGUUUUUUUGUUUCUGCAAGUGUCACCAAAAUAUAUCACACACACACACGUAUAUUGACCUGAAAAAGGCCAUGAUGAGGAUCUUUGCAGGUUUCUUCCACAAAAGGAUGUCUGCACUGUCUGCAAAGCCUGGCCUACACCACAGUGUGUCAGAGUGGUGCAACAACAACCAGCAGCUGUCUGCCACAGCACAACAUGAGCGACAUGUUUCUAAUGUGAUCCGGCAGGAGGGGAGGUCUCUACGCAACGAGACCAACUGUGAGGUGGGUUCUUGUUUAAGAGGAAAGCUGCCAGAGAGACGAAACAGUUGGUGUCGCACUUUACAGAUGGAUGUUUUGGAUGCAUUCCCAUAAUUGUUCACAUUUGAUCAGCUUUACUUUAGGCACUUUCUCACAUUUUUUUCUCUACAGACAACUUGGGAUGAAAAUGAGACCUCUCGCAGGUUGAGCGACCGAGCCUGGGAUGUUGCCCGAUGGAAAGAUGUUUUAGAAAACUGUGCACAGAAAGUGGACGAAGAGAUGGAGGCUCUAACGCUGGUGAUUUGCCCUCUGAUGGUUACAAAAAUUAUGUUGCGAUUGUUAGAGAGAUGUUAUUUUUUUAAGAUCAGAUUCAUACACUCCUCAAAAGCUGUUUGACAUCAGCGUCUCUCUGUUUUUGGUUAGUCUAAAGAGCAAACAGAGCAGGCGUUGGCCGCCACUGCUGUCCCCCAAGAGGUCACCGGUGAAUGUUUGACACUGAGGGACGGGCGUCGAGGGUAUGAGCUCGUCAUCGACCCUGUAGACGAACAGCUGAAAAAGGAAGCACAGCUGAUCGAAAGUGUGCAGCGAGCUCUGCAGCAGCAUAUAGACAAAGCCUUUGAGCAGCUGUGGUGAGAGAUGUUGUUGUCCGAAGCCUGAACGGUUAGAGGAAGCAUUUCUGUUUUUGUUCUUUAUCUUUCUUUGUGUCUGAUUCAGUGUUUUGCAGGAGGUUCGGCAUCAGCUGACCGCGGAUCUGCAGAACAAGAUGGACGCCCUGGACAUUGACAUGACCUGCCUGUCACUCACAAUAAAGUCACCUCAAAUCUCCCUGAAACCCAACCCAACUCGCAUACCAUCAGGGUAAUCCUAAAAUGGGAGUGUGUGUAAAAUAACAGAAAUAAAACUGAUAUUUUUGUUUUCAUUUUAUGUCUGUGUCAGAUAUUUUGUAAAAUAAUGAAAUGUCUUCAUCAUUAUUACAGUUCCUCGACCCCCAAGGAGUGGGUCCAGUUCAGCCAGUUCAAUGUUGCUCGUGCACAGGAGGCCAUGCAGAUCUCCCAGCAGAUGAGGGAGGAUAUGAGUCUCACCAGAGCUCAGGUGAAUAAAACAGUGAGAUACUGCUGCAUUUUUAUUCUUUCACUUUACACCAUCUACCUGAAAAUACCCGAUUCCUGACAUGUAAAACAUUUUUAAAAAAUCUGAAUGAAUUGUUUCUGUUUUUUUAGCUGCAGAAUGAGAUGGACACUCAGCGCAGGGUCACAGAGUUUGCACUCCGAAAGCGUAAUCACCAUGAAGAGCAGGCCCGCGAUGAGCUGGAGUGGCAAAUCAAAAAUGUGAGAUAUCUCACAGUCAAUAAUUUUGGAUUUAGGUUACAGUUCGCCCAGUUUAAAGUAAAACACAGAAAUUAGGUGAAGUGGUCAAUGUUCUGUUUUUAUAUAUAAUCAUGUAGACUGAGGAUGAAAUGGCAGAAAUGGAGACUGACAUCCACGGGCUGGAUGCAGAUCUGCAGGCGAAGACGGCCUCCCUUAAACUGGCUCACACACGACUGGAGAACAGGACCAACAGACCUGGCAUGGACCUGUGCAGGGAUGAGGUCUGAGUAAAACACAUACUGUAGUAUCUGAAAGCAGUAACACUGCUUAACAUUAGUUUAAUUUCAUUUGCUUUCUUGGUUCAUUUUUGUCUUCCUGUUUUCAGGUGCAGUAUGGUCUUGUUAAAGAGGUCCACCAGCUAGAGGCGACCAUCAUGGCUCUAAAACAGAAGCUGUCUGAAGCUCAGUGAGUCUGAGUUUUAGACAUCUAUACUGACCAGUUCUCCCAGUCAGCUUUCCUCACUGUAGUUUUCCAUCCAAUGAGAAAGACGAUGAUUCAGAGAAGAGAGAACAAAAGAUUCAAAGAAAUAAAUAUGUGUUUUUAAGAGGUCAUUUUUAGUCAUUUUUCUUCUUCCACAGGAACUCCCUGCAGAAGAUGAAGCUCCAUCACAGCCGCAUGCUGCAAGAUCUUUCCAGAAAACAGGAAGCUCUGUCUCUGGAACAGCGAAGCAUGAACACACGUACCCGCCUCAUGUCUGCCUCAUGCACUGAUAAAGUGCUGCUGGUUCCUCUGACAAACUCCAGUGGGAGGAGCAACCUGCAGCUGCUGGCUCAGUAAGGCCAGGAUAUGCUGCUCUACAGCUCAACCAACAUACAAAGAAACUUUAUUUAUUUCUACUUUGAAUGUAAAUCAAACUUUCAGAAACUAGCAAUGAAAUUUAUCAUCUUCAUUCAAAAAAAGAACAUGUAUUAAUCUGAAGAGGAGCGGAAUCAUCGUGCAGAAAGACUAUGACCUAUCUAGACGUCUUUGUUGUGUGCUGUGUGAGGCGUUUCAAACAUCUGUUUUAUUGUCAAAUCAAAGACUCUGUGAGGAGUUUUUCACUAAAUCUGAAAUAGUCUCAUUUAUAAACUGAAGCCUCUUCAUUACCUACUUAAUAAAAUGAGGUUAUUUCUUUACACUGAGUUUAAGUAUCUGAUUCAGUGUGGGGUUUUCUCUGGCGCGUUGGAUCAAUAAUUGGCACUCAGUUUUUUUUCUUUUUACUUCAUGUUUUGCGCUCAUGGCUUUCACCUCAUUAUAAGCAGCUCAGGUCAGACCAGGAAGCUGCAGCUACAGUUAAGCUCCUUAUAAACCAGGCCGAUGUAAAUGUAGUACAUGAAAUGACGAAAUAUUCAGAGGUGAAUUUUGACGCGCCUGACUGAACACAUCAGGCCCGAUUUGAUUUUGCAACUUUUUUGGGGGGAAAAAGUCCCGCCGCCUUUGCCUCUGAUUGACUGAGAAGCUGAAAACGUCAUCACACGCUCAAGCCAAACGGUCAGCACUUGCAGCCAAUCAGAGGUGAAGGAGGGCGGGACCUUCCCUUACUAUCCUACAGCGUCCCAGGUGGAAGCGAGAAUCACUUGUCGGCAGAAUCAACAUGAAAACUCCUGACAGUGCCUUUAAGUUUAGCAAAAAGCAUCAAAGUUUAUGUUGAAAUGUGGACUUUCUCUGUUUCCUCCACACCUUUAAAACUGAUUUUUUUUCUUCAGAGCUGUAUCUAUGGAGGGGUUAAAGUUGGUCUCUUCUUUUCGAGCUGAAAUGAACGUGUUGAAGAGCCCUUCUUCAUGACUGACAGUGAGCUUUAAUGGUUUUGUUUGGCUGCUCUUUAGUGUUUGAUUUACUGAUGUGAUUGGAGCAUGGAAACAUGAUAAGGACGUGAACUUUGACUCUUACAGUGUAUACAGUGAGUAUAAAUAAAUGUGGUGAAUAAGCAUUAAACACCGUCUCUCACAGCUGACUCACUUCUCUCUCUCUUGCCUCGGUCUCUCUAUUCUAAUGUGCGUUUGUGUUGGUUUUUGUCUUUUCAUCCAAAGAAAGAUUUGUUUUCGGUCUCUUAGAGAUUUUAACGUCUGCUCUCAGAUUAUACAAUUUACAGUCUGCAUGGGAAAAAAAACCUUAUCAGUUUUCUGCCUCCCAUAAUAAAUCAGAGUUUAGUACAAUGGUGAGCUUGUCUGUAGAUAAAUGUAUCUGCAGGCUGACCUGAUCUGCAGGGAACUGACUGAAAGACUCCAAACAGGAACACUAGAUAAGAAUCAGUUCAUGGAAAAUAAAAAAGAAAGAGUCUGUUGUUCUGACAGUUUUGGAGGUUGAUGUGUUGGAGCACCGGGUGAAUUUAAAUUAAAGAGACUAGAUUUGUCAUACGGGGCAGGGUUAAACAAAGGAAAAGGGCCCGAACAUGCAGAACUGAGGAUUUACUAAAGCAAAAAGGAAAAUGUUCAAACAAAUCAAAAAGUCCAAGAAACACAAGAAGCAAAAUCCAAAGACUCAAACAAAGACCUGCAGACAUACAGUGAACCAACCAGGACAGAGGAGAAGACAGGGACUAAAUACACACUGGGAAACAAGCAACAGGUGAGGCAGGCGAGACACAGGUGAGACUCAUGAGUGAUUAACAAAGGAGGGGAAACUGGGGAGGUAAAACCAGACUAGAGACACAAGGAACCAACUCCUACAAAAUAAAACAGGAAAUAAACACUGAAAACUGAUCUAAAGAAUAAAACACAGAGAACAGGAGGGAAACAGGGUCAGAGACAAAACUGAGAACUCAAAAGACAAGAUCACAGGAACAAAAGACAACUGGAACAUUAGGAAGUGUGAAAUCAGUGCAGCUUCAGUUGACUGUAGGGAAGGUUCAGGACAUGACAGGAAUAUGAUCGAUACUGUUCUUGUCCACUUCAGGAUAGAUCAGUAAGGACUUCCAUUUAUCCCUAGUUUAAAAUCGAUGUCUACUGUUUAACAGAGACCUAGCAGAAAAACAGAUCUGGUACUACUUCAGGAGAUGUCACGCACCAACACAAGAUAGAAAAAGCUGACAUGCCUGUCUUCCUGCUGAAGCAUUGGUGUUCCUAGAGGCGCAGUUUUUAAUCACAUGAGAAAACCCAUCCUGAUCAAUACACAAUAGGUCGGCCUCAAUUGGACAAAUGAACAGAAUAAAUAUGUAAUCACCGUUCUGCCCACUCACUUUAACAUAUCAGGAGUAUAAUAACACACAUUUGUUUUGAGUAAUGGAUCAAUUGAGUGGACAAACAGAGAGCAGUGAUAUCCCGCCUGCCUCAGCUCUAUUCCUGGAAAACCGUCUCCCAGUAAGUGUUUUUCUGCUCUAACAAAAUGCCUCUGCAACAAGUCACAGUGAUUUUCUGCUCCAUUUUCUCCACCAAAAGCCUUUUCACGGCGCACCCACUCCUCUCUCACGGCAGCUACCACAGGUACACACAAAACAACUCAUCCCCGACCAUAAAACUGCCUCCACGCCACAAACAAGUCACCGUUCCCCAAGGCCGAGCCCAUCCCGUCCU